CCAAUCCCCCACUCCCUGUGCAGGAGAGAGUGGGGUUUGUGAUCCGACCCCUCCCAAAAAAUUCAACCCUCUGCCAACUGCCACAGAUUUUUCCAAGAAACCAGAAGAGAAAAAUGAAGAUAUGCAAGAGAUAACGAAAGAAUAAUUUAAGUCACGCAGAUUCUCCACUUUCAAAAACCAAUCACCAAGCAAUAUCUUCUUCUUUAGCUAGAGAUCUUAAUACUUUUCUCAUGAACUCGGUCAGAGUACGAUUUCUUCUCUGAGCCUCCAAACCAAACAGGUAGUUUCUUCAAAUGAUUCCUUAUGCUUUUUGUCCUUGAAAUUUGUGAAUAACCCAGUUCUCUAAUCAAUGGUUUCAAUUGCAGAUAGAGUCAACGUUUAGUUUUUCUCUCUUUCUGUGGAUGGGUGAAGAGGACAUACCAUCAACUGAUGUGAAAAACACGGCUACAACAAGACCAAAGCUUACCCUAUUGCCUCUUGUUGCUCUGAUAUUCUAUGAGGUAUCUGGGGGUCCUUUUGGUGUGGAGGAUUCAGUGAGGGCAGGAGGUGGCCCUUUGUUGUCUUUGCUUGGUUUCUUGAUAUUCCCUUUAAUUUGGAGUGUUCCUGAAGCUCUAGUCACAGCAGAGUUAGCCACAAGCUUCCCUGAAAAUGGUGGAUAUGUUAUUUGGAUAUCUUCAGCUUUCGGUCGCUUCUGGGGUUUUCAAGAAGGUUUUUGGAAAUGGUUUAGUGGGGUUAUGGAUAAUGCCCUUUACCCUGUGUUGUUUCUUGAUUACUUGAAGCAUUCACUUCCCAUUUUCAACCAAUUAAUUUAUCGAAUCCCAGCUCUUUUAGGGAUUACAAUAAGUUUGACAUACUUGAAUUAUAGAGGACUACACAUUGUUGGAUUUUCAGCUGUUUCUCUCGCUGUCUUCUCCCUAUGUCCAUUUGCUGUAAUGGGUAUUCUUUCAAUUCCUCGAAUUAGGCCUAAACAAUGGCUAGCUGUAGAUUUUAGGAAGGUAGAGUGGAGGGGAUAUUUCAACAGCAUGUUUUGGAAUCUAAAUUAUUGGGAUAAAGCUAGCACUCUUGCAGGGGAGGUUGAAAAUCCCAGCAAGACAUUCCCAAAGGCGCUAUUUGGGGCUGUGAUUUUGGUGGUUUGUUCAUAUUUGAUUCCACUUCUUGCUGGCACAGGGGCUCUGAAGAAUUCCUCAAGUGAUUGGACUGAUGGAUUCUUUGCAGAAGUUGGACUGUUGAUUGGUGGUGUUUGGCUUAAAUGGUGGAUCCAAGCAGCUUCGGCUAUAUCUAAUUUGGGUUUGUUUGAAGCAGAAAUGAGUGGAGAUGCCUUUCAGCUUCUUGGCAUGAGCGAGAUGGGAAUGCUGCCAGCUAUUUUUGCUUCAAGGUCUAAAUAUGGGACACCCACAAUUAGCAUACUAUGCUCUGCUACUGGAGUAAUCUUCUUGUCAUGGAUGAGUUUCCAGGAAAUCCUGGAAUUUCUCAACUUCUUAUAUGCAAUUGGAAUGCUUCUUGAGUUUGCAGCUUUUAUAAAACUGAGAAUAGACAAGCCAGAACUUGACAGGCCUUAUAAAGUUCCACUGGGAACAUUUGGUGCAACAUUGCUUUGCCUGCCUCCUGCAGCAUUGCUUGUUCUUGUAAUGUGCUUAGCUUCUUUGAGGACAUUCUUAAUUAGUGGUGCAGUUAUUGUGCUAGGGUUCAUCUUGUAUCCUAUUUUAGGCCAUGCCAAGCAUAGGAAAUGGACCAAAUUUGACACAGAACAGCCUGCAGUGCCUUCUGGUACUGGCUUGCUGGGCAGCUCAGAUAUCUCCCAACCUUGUCAAGAAGCUGCUGAUGAGGCUUCAGUCUUGCUUCUUUCAGAUUUGCCCACCGGGAGAACAGACCAACCAGGCUAUGAAAUUCUGGUUGAAGCAAAAGACAAAUAGAUAUGGUGAUCUCGUAAAUUCGAUACUCAGCAAAUUUUGUCCUUUUCAAGAUUGACAGAUGAAAAAUGCUAACAACAAUCACUUUUUAAAUGAUUAUCUAAUGCUCAUAAUCAAUGUGGUGAUUGUUUGACAAUCAUUUCAGAAAGUGACUGUUGAUAACAUUUCUCUUCACAUACUGGCUUUGACAGGAAAUGUAUCUAAGAUACAUAUAAGCUUUGAAAAGUAGUCUUUAAAUGCCUGAAAUGAUGAUUGUUGAAGGGACACGUGUACACAGUACAAUGUAAAAAUAGAUACAGGAAGGAGAACCCCAUUUCAUGAAAUUUACAGUAUUUUUCAUUAAUAAGAUUUUCUUUCAGUUUUUUUUU
This is a messenger RNA of Manihot esculenta (cassava), 2278 nucleotides long. RefSeq names its product probable polyamine transporter At3g19553. Gene Ontology annotation, cellular component: membrane. Lineage: Eukaryota; Viridiplantae; Streptophyta; Magnoliopsida; Malpighiales; Euphorbiaceae. The coding region runs from base 402 to 1913 and encodes 503 amino acids. The record is from RefSeq and is a predicted model, not a curated record. The transcript is spliced from 2 exons. Gene Ontology annotation, biological process: transmembrane transport. Gene Ontology annotation, molecular function: transmembrane transporter activity.